AUGAAGGCUGCUCUCCCCUUGCUGCUUUCUGCUACGCUGGCUUCGGCCCAGGCUGGCUUCAACACCUCUGCUGCUGCUAACAGCAGUGAUGUCUCGAACAUCCAGUUCAAUGGCAAUGGCGAAUUCAAUUUGGCAGACUUUAACCUUGGAGACCUGAACCUGAACGAGCUCGAGGCCGGCGGUCUGAAUCUCGGCAACAUUGAUCUGGGCGACCAGGACGCUAUUGCUGAAGCGAUCCUGGCUAUGCUCAACAACCUCUGCCUGGGUAACGCGUUGGACCUGAACAAAAUCCUAAGCUUUGGGUUCAACAACGAUGUCGACCUCUUCUUCCAGCUCGCCCAGCUGGAACAGUUAGAGCAGCUUGGGUUCUUGAACCUCGGAGGCAUUCAGUCGCUGUUCAGCAAAGGCCUCGCCCUUGGGGGUUUCAAUCUGGGCGUCUUCAAGCGGGAGAUAGCCGAGGCCAGAAAGACCAUGAAGCGGACCAAGCUGCGGCGUGGCCAGAAGAUCAAGCGACAAUGCCCGGAGUCAGGGAUCGCACUGGGCGCGGCCGAGGAGAACACGUUUACCAUUGCCACGUCGACGACAACGGCGGCGGCAGCGGCAGCAACAACAGAGGAAAUAGCCUUCACCAUUGCCACGGCAGAUCCUGACGCCCCGGUAGCCUCGUCUGUUACCGUUGCCGCGGCUGCUACCACAUCUGUGACCUCAGCUGCAAGCGUUGCUUCGGCUAGUUCCACUGCUUCUUCUGCUGCUGUCUCUGUCGCCCCUGCUGCUGGUGCUGCCGGUGCCAGUGCCGCAUCCGCUGCCUCCACGUCUGCUGUUCCCGCCGCCGCCGCUUCUGCCGUGGCUGCUGCUCCUGCUGCUGCGGUUCCCGCGGCUGCUGCAACUUCUGCAGCAGCGGCCGGUGCCGGUGACGUGGAGAACCUCUCUGACCUCACACGCUAG
This is a messenger RNA of Canariomyces notabilis, 945 nucleotides long. RefSeq lists its product as uncharacterized. NCBI's taxonomy places the organism in Eukaryota, Fungi, Ascomycota, Sordariomycetes, Sordariales, Chaetomiaceae. The transcript is spliced from 2 exons. Bases 1 to 945 code for a protein of 314 amino acids. The record is from RefSeq and is a predicted model, not a curated record.